GAGAUAAGAGAGAGAAAUGGGCUGCUGUGAUCUAGUCUGAAAAGCGACUGAUUACUCCUACGUCAAUAUGGCCUCCUCUCUUGCGGCGCAGCUGUCGCAGAUUGCGGCCAAGUCGACCAACGAGCUCGACCUCAAGGCCCAGCGCCUUUCCCACUCACAAUCGUUGAUCUUCGACCGGAAGAUCGCAGGAUCUCAAGACUUUGACACCGUUUAUGAUAUUUGUUAUGAAGGAUUCCGAGAGCUUUGCUCCCUUGAUGCGCGAUUCGAGGACUUCGGGCGCACAAUUUUCAGCGAGCAGAGCAAGGCGGAAGACCGAACACAAAUCAACGCCACCCAGAAUCAGGAACUCGAUGCUGUAAUUGAGGCAUUCCUUGGUCUGGUUGGAGGCCGAUUGCAACUAAGCCCCGCGGUGAAAGCCGUGGACUGGCUGGUUAGGCGUUUCAGGGCUCACGAAUAUAAUACCACCUGCAUGAUUCUCACCUUCCUCCCGUACCACACGACUCCCCUAUUCUUGAACCUGCUCUCCAUUCUGCCUAAUGACCUGACGCCGACAUUCAAAGUCCUUUACCCAUAUAAGAACGGCUUGGUGAACCCGCCGCGGCAUCCUAUCGUGCACAGCGCCACUACGAACAAACCGUUCUUUGCAGCUUUGAAUGAUUAUGUUCUCAAGGUGUGCCGGCAGCAAGCUCAGAGCCACAGCCUGCUUACCUUCUGGGCCGGUAUCAUUACGGAGGCGGUGGCGGGCAUGCUAGAUGCGGCCCGCUCAGGCAGGAGAGAAGCCGAGAAGCAGAAGCAUGAGGACAUUAUCAUCCGUGUUCUGCCCGUCCUCAGCUCUGCAUUCACGAUGAAGAAGAUUUCCGAAUUGAUCAUCAGUUGCUACAUGAUCUCUGUUGUGCUCGCUCAAAAGGCCAUCCUAGCCGACGAUGUUCUCGAUGGCUUGAUGGAGAGUGUUGUCACUUCUUGGACGGAGGAGACUCUUAGCUCGGGUCUCAUCUGUUUGUCCGUCCUGGCGCAGCAGAAGCUAACCGCUACACUUCCCAAAAAGGUGUUCAAAGCUAUCGCUCGACUUGAGAACCCGAUGCAGCAGCUUUCCGAAGUCACCGCACAGUACCAGACAUCCAAGCUCUUCCUUGGACUUGUUGGCGGCUGUGUUAGUGAGCUGGACAAACAGAAGGACAACUCUCGCCUCGCACUGUUGUCGUCUAUCUUCGAAACGGCCGUCUUCGGGGAGGACGAAACCAAAGAAGCCAUAACCAUGAUUCUUAAGGCUGCUAGCAACUCCGAUGAGACUCGCGGCAUGUCCCUGGAUGCUCAGACACAGCUUGCGGAAUUGGUUCAAGGAUUCAGCCGACCCGGAGCUCUUCAACCCAUCUUCCAGAAGGCUCUGACUGAAUCAUCCUUUGACAUCCCAGCUCUGGAGCACAACUUGCAGACAGUGGUCGAGGCCCCCAUCCCAGCUCCAGCCAUCGAGGAUGUGGAUAUGCAAGAUGUCGAUGAUGAGCAGGACUUGGACAGCUUCACCCCCGCGGUGGAGGCUCUGACCAAGGAGCCCGUGUUUUCCUCCUCGUUCCUCAGCAAGCAAUCCAUUCCAGAGUUUGACAGCCUUGUGCAAGUCUUUGCGCUGGCUGCUGAUUCUGAGGCGAGGCUCGAGCAGUUCACUAACUUGCGAAUUCUUGGAAAGACCGAGGCAACGAAGAGCGCUCAAUAUUUGUCAUUCCUGACUCGCGUUCUCUCCGGAUCUUUCCCUCUGGGAACUAGAGUUGCUGCCUUGGGUGCUCUCUCCUCGGCGCUUCAGUCGAUCGCUGGUGAAUUCGACCCCCAGGCGUUGCUGCCUUUCCUGCUUGUCGCACUCUCUGACCCGUCUGAGCGCAUUCGCCGCGAGACCAUCGGUGUCAUUGCUGUUAUUGGUUCUAUCUACAAAAAGAACAAGAAGGCCGACGACAAUAAGCCAUGGGCUCACGACAUGAUCUAUGGCAAUGGCAAGCAGUCUUCUGGAAUCUCUUGGAUGUCUUCCCGUGAUGUACAAAAGGUCCUGGAGCGCGCAUUGCUUCCCGGACUGGAGGAAUAUGCCCUUGACCCUGAGUAUAUUGGCAAAGUACUUGAUGCUACAUUCCGUGGAUCUGUUCUCUCGGAAGACUCGGGGGCCUCCGAACUCAAGAAGUCGGUUCGUCAAGGUCUCUUCACGUUCCUGUGCUCGCACGUCAUUCGGAUGCCCGUUUUUGCCCCCAAGUUUGCCUUGUUGCGUCUGCUCAAUGGUGUUAAGAAGGUUUCGGGUACUACACGCGCCAAGGAACUCCUUCCUCUCCUUGAGGACUGGCGUGGCCUGGCCCAGAAAGACGUUGACGAUAUCUGUACCAAAGAGCGUCUUUCUGCCUCCGAGACAGAACACCAAGUUGUCGCCAUCGUUUCACCGAAGGAUGGUGAUGCCAUCACCACCCUCUUGACUAAGGUCAGCCCCAACAGCGAGUCCUUGCGACCAUCGUUUGUCGCUGCUAUCUUUGCCCGGAUCAAGGAGAUCUGGGCGAAGAUUCCGGAGGAAAGCCAAGUGGGCUCAGCCGAGAAGCUUUUGGACAUUUCGCUCGGGCUGUCGUCGGGCGAGGUGUCCUUGGCAGAUAACUGUCGUAACGUUCUUCGUAGCGUCGAGAUGUCCGGUCCUAUUCUGGUCAGCUUUGUCAAGAAGAUCCCUGCCUCGCUGACUGACAUCGAGGCCACUGGCCCUGCUCCCAAACGUCGACGAACCAGUCAAAACAACAUGAUUGCCAUGACCGUCAAAGACGAGGCAGAGCUUGCCAAGCUUAUGGACAAAAUGACUUUCAUCCUGGAGGUUAUUGACAGCUCUAGCCCCGACUCCCACCCUGAGUUGGCCGAAGGCCUGUUCCAGACUCUUGCUGCUCUUCAUCACUUUAAGUCUCAAAUCCAGUCUGGAAUGAGUUACCUCCUGAGCUUGACCUUGGGUAGCCUCUUGGCUAUUGUCAACAAGUCUAAGGGGUCCCCUAAGCCGCUGUUUGAUACUUCUGUGAUCCGGGCUGAUCUGGUCGUCGACUGCGUUCGAACCACGGAUAGCCCACAGGUGCAGAAUGCGGCUCUCCUCCUUGUCGCUGGCCUGUCUGUCAUUGCCCCCGAGCUCGUCCUUCACAGUGUUAUGCCCAUCUUCACUUUCAUGGGAUCCAGUGUCCUCCGCAAGGAUGACGAGUACUCUGUUUCUGUCAUUGACCAGACCAUUGACCAGGUCGUUCCGGCUCUCAUCCAGUCGCUUCGAAACCAGAAGCGUGAUAUUGUGUCGGGAACUUCGGAGUUACUGCUCAGCUUCACCGCGGCCUUUGAGCACAUCCCCUCGCAUCGUCGUCUCCGUCUGUUCCAUGCAUUGAUCAGCAAGCUCGGCGCCCAAGACUUCCUGUUUGCUGUCCUUGCAAUGCUUGCCAACCGGUACUCCACCGACAAGGAUGUCCUGACUCUUAUGACUGGCGUCGUCUCAGACACUACUCCUGCUGUGGAGCUCACCACUUACAGCAAGUACCUCAACCUUGUUAUCGAUUCCUUCGAAGCGAAGCCUGGUAUUUCGCACGUCCUCCUUGGAAUUGGCAGCGAUGAUGGCCGUGAUCCUCAAAAGGUUGCCGUGGACCUCUUGCGGGACUUGGCGCACUUGCUCAAGCAUUCAUCCCUCAAAUCCAAGCUGGAGACAACAUUUGAGACCGAAGGCCCCGUGACCGACCAGGUUCGUGCUUGCUUCUCUCGGGUCCUGGGGCAGGUUCUCGCCCUAGGCGAAUCGGUGCAGAAUAUGAAGCCCGUCAGCCAGGCAUGUGGCGAGGUGCUCGGCUCUCUCUUCGGCACCCUGUCCCUUGUUGACUUCUUGGACACCAUCGAAUAUCUCCUUGACCCUAAGCAAUCGAACGAUGACCUUCGCCGCAAGGUCCUUCGCUUGCUGGAAAACCGUCUUCGCCAAACCCCUGAGCGUGACAGCGAAUCCCAGCUCAAGGUCCUUGACUUCCUUCCUACUCUGGUUGGUAUCGUUCAGUCGUCCCCCGAUUCGCUUCUCAAGCAUGCUGCAGUCGCCUGCAUUGACCGCAUUACUGAGAAGUACGGCCGGAAGGAUCCAUCCAAGGUUAUUCCCGCCGCCCAGGUUGUCGCCAGUGCCUCUUGCCUUGGCGAGUCUGAUGAGCGCAUUCGCAUCAUGGGUGUCCUGUGCCUUGCCUCCAUGGCGGAGGUUCUUGGCGAGGCCAUGAUUCCCGCUCUCCCCAGUGCUCUUACUCAGUCCUUGAGCCUUUUGGAGCUUAGCUUGACCACUGGAAAGGAAAAUUCGCGACUCCACGAUGCUGUGUUCUCGCUCUUCUCUGCUCUGUUUGUUAACCUGCCGUUCAUGAUGUCGGCUGGCCAUCUCGACAAGAUUCUGCUGCUCGCUUUCAAGUCUGCUAAUGCGGAGCUUGAGGAGAGCUCUGAGGACAGUCGUCUGGAGACUCUCCGGUUAAUGGCAUCUCGCAAGAUGGAUAUGACUGCUACUCUUGGUGCUAUUGACCGCAACUGGCAGCAGGCCGUCCAAGCUGGCCCCACAGCGACCAACGAGGUCUUGGAAAUUCUCAACCUUGCCGUCGAGAAGAAUACCAAGGCCGUUGUGGUGAAGAACGUCAGUGUCCUUUCCAACAUCCUCUUCAAGGCAUUUGACCUGCGCCGUGAGCAAGUUGCUCUCGGCGAGCGCUCCAACUUUGAAUCUUCCGACGUGGAUGACGCCGAAGGUGCAUUGAACGAUGUCACAAUCAAGAUGAUUUACAAGCUCAAUGACAGCACCUUCCGACCCCUCUUCAUCAAGUUUGUUGAGUGGGCCACCACUGGUACUCCUAAGAAGGAUGCCCAGGGCCGUGUGUCGCGCCUUACGACCUUCUACAAGUUCCUCCAGGGCUUCUUCGGUACUCUCCAGUCCAUUGUCACCGGCUACUCGAGCUACAUCCUGGAGAACGUUGUCGAGAUCUUAGGCUCAACUGGUCCCUCGAAGACUACGAAGACCCUCUGGCUGGCGACUCUGCGGACUCUCUGCAAUUCAUUCCAGCAUGAUCAAGAUGACUUCUGGCAAUCUCCUUCCCACCUCGCCAGUAUCUCGGGUCCCCUCAUUGCUCAGUUGGCUCACGCGACCACGUCGAAGACUGCGGAUCUGGUCAUCGAAGAAGUGGUCCCUGCGAUCACAGACCUCGCCAUCGCUGCCGAUUCGACCGACAACCACAAAGAGCUCAAUAACGCGCUGAUGAAGUACCUCCGACCUUCAUCUGCUCCCAAUGCCAAGUCGGCUGGUGGCGAUAACGCUUUCACCCGCCUCGCCGCCUUAAAGGCCGAGCAGGCGCUCACCGAGCAGCUCGGUGAGGAGUGGCUCGCUCUUCUUCCCGAGAUGCUGCCUUACAUCAGCGAACUCAUGGAGGACGAGGAUGAGAGUGUGGAGAGAGAGGUGCGCAAGUGGGUUAAGCAGAUUGAGGGUGUGUUGGGAGAGCGACUUGAUGAUAUGUUGACCUAA
Molecule: messenger RNA, 5497 nt
Organism: Penicillium cinerascens
Lineage: Eukaryota; Fungi; Ascomycota; Eurotiomycetes; Eurotiales; Aspergillaceae
Gene: utp10
Product: snoRNA-binding rRNA-processing protein UTP10
Exons: 3
Coding region: 68-5497 (1809 amino acids)
Biological process (GO): positive regulation of transcription by RNA polymerase I; maturation of SSU-rRNA from tricistronic rRNA transcript (SSU-rRNA, 5.8S rRNA, LSU-rRNA)
Cellular component (GO): 90S preribosome; small-subunit processome; t-UTP complex
Molecular function (GO): snoRNA binding
Source: RefSeq, a predicted model, not a curated record